CCACUGCGCACGCGGACAAAUUUCUCGUCGUGUCAGCAUCUCUAUUACCGCGUUUACCAUCGUUCUAAGCAUCAUCAGAUGGCCCUGGCCAACAACUUCAAAACAAUGGACGAGGAAAUAGUGGUAGACGACGUAGAGGAGCAUAGUACUGUGGAUACGCAGCACCAGACUGCGGAUGACUCUACGACAUCCGUAAUGCCACUGCUAUACAUCCAGCAAAAUAAAGUACGUUCUACACAAUCAUCAAAUGUAAAUCAAACCCUCGCUUCACCUAGCACGCAACUCGCUGCCAUUAUUAAUUUAGUUAAUAAUCAGAUUGUAACUGGGCAAAAUAAGGUGUUUAUACAAGGUCCAAAUCAGGUAGCUACAUCACAAAGUAAGCAACACAUUGUGAUUCAUCGUCCAAUAAAUACUGUGAGCACUGCAGCAACUUCACAGGCUCAAAAACACAUUUUACUUAGAAAGUCAACAUCCACUGCUCAGAUAGUACCUUUGAAUACAACGCAAGGAAAUCAGACCAAUGCGCAAGUGGGAAAACAUACAUUUGCGUAUUUGGGAACUCUCAUUAAACCUAAUAAAUCACGAGAAUCUGUUGUUAUACCCGCAGGGGCUUUAACACCAACUCAUCAAAUAAGCAAGCCCAAAUUAGUAAUUACACCAGUAAUAUCGCAAUUAGCUCAAACAUCAGCAAGCACCACGAGUGGCUCUCAGAGUCAACCUCCUAAACACAUGGCGAAUCUAAUACUACCAGUCAACAUUCCUCAACAAAGUGGCACUACAAAACCCUUGUUCAACGUAAAAAUUAAUAAUGGUCAACUUAGUACAGAAAGCAAAGGUACCAUAACAGUGUUACGUGAAUCAAAAACAACCAACUCUACAACACAUCCACCACCACUGCAUCCAAUAGCAAAAAUGAGCCUUUUAAAUGCGAAUAAGGGCAAUUCUAACUCCAUAGAUAGUAUAAAAAUUACUGAAAACCCAGAUUCAGCUGUUAUUACGCCCAUCCCGAAAAAGGAAGACAAUCAGCCAGAAAAGCGGAAAAAGACAAUUAGCAACAUACUACGAGGUUCUACUGAAAAACGAAUGAAGAAACAAAAUAUUGCAAAAUCUCCUCAAGAUGGUCUAACUGAUACUAAUUAUGCAUUGAGCAGUCCAGAGUCUGAACAAGACAAAGAUAAGAAGGUUCAAAAUGAUGAUGACAUUACGUUGAUUAAAGUUAUUCCUAGUGAGGAUAAAGUUUCCAAAAUCAAUACAAAUAUGGAUGAUGAUAUAAAAAUAGAAAUAAUUAAAACUCCAACAAAUUGUAACAGAGACAGUGUCGAGACAACACCAGACAAUAAGAGUGAAUCAAAGAGUAACAACAUUGAUGAGACAAAAGAACAGUUAAAUACUUUGAAUCAGAAUAAGAAUUUGGAUGCUUCUAAAAUUUUAGACUGGAAAGAUGGUGUUGGCACUUUGCCUGGAAGUAAUUUACAGUUUCGUAUGAAUGAAUUUGGCAUUAUGGAAGUAGUGGAUGAAGAUGAAAGUAAUAAACAGAAUAAGGAUGGUAUUGGUGAUAAAGAAAAUGUAUGUUUAACCCAAAAUUCCUCAAAGACUAGUUCAGGAGUUGUCAAUAAUACUAAUGUAGAAAAAAAAGUUGAUGACAAAAAAUCAAGAUCGGUAAACGCAGAUACCGUGUACCAUUGCGAAGCUUGUGGAUGUUAUGGAUUGGCUGCUGAAUUUGAAAGUCCAAUAUCUUGUAGUCCUUCUUGCACAGAGGUGAUAGAAGCUAAAAAACAGCCUGCAAAUCGAAAAGAUAAGGAUCUGAAAGAAGUACGCAUGAAAAAGAAACGUAAAAGAUUGUUACAAGAACCACAAUGGUCAAAGGAGAUAGAUGAAAGAUCUGAUGAGAAGGCACAUGACAAAAUAAAAUUGGAGAUGGAUGAGGAAAAAGACUCAAUGACAGGUAUGGAUGACGAAAUCCAAGGAGACUCAUCAGAAUCGAAGUAUCCUUGGCAAAGAGGAAAACUAGGUUUUUCAUGGCCAAAGUAUCUUGAACAUUGUAAAGCAAAAGCGGCACCUGUUAAGUUAUUCAAAGAUCCUUUUCCCUACAGUAAAAAUCAUUUUAGGGUUGGAAUGAAAUUGGAAGGCAUCGAUCCCGAACAUCCUUCUCGAUAUUGUGUUCUAACUAUUGCCGAAGUUGUAGGUUAUCGAAUGCGUCUACAUUUUGAUGGUUAUCCGGAAAAUUAUGAUUUCUGGAUAAAUGCAGAUAGCAUGAAUAUAUUUCCCGCCGGGUGGGCUGAGAAGAAUGGCAAGAAAUUAAAUCCACCAAAAGGUUAUACAUCUGCAAACUUUAAUUGGAAUGCAUAUCUAAAAAUUUGUAAAGCGCCUGUUGCAGCGAAAAAUCUAUUUCCGAAUAAAGGCGCGUUGCAAUCUGUUUUUCCUACGGGUUUUCGAGUGGGCAUGAAAUUAGAGGCGGUGGAUAGGAAACAUUCUUCGUUACUUUGCGUCGCUACUAUAGCAGGUUUAAUGGAUUCUCGAAUAUUAGUCCAUUUCGAUUCUUGGGAUGAGGUGUAUGAUUAUUGGGCUGAUGCGAGUUCACCAUAUAUUCAUCCUGUAGGAUGGUCUCAUCAUAAUGGACGUGUUUUAAUGCCGCCAAAUAAUUAUAAGGAUUCUAAAUCUUUCACUUGGGAUUCAUAUCUGAGAGAUACCGGCUCAGUGGCUGCUCCAGCUAGGGCAUUCAAGCAACGUCCACCAUGUGCAUUCAAACGUGGUAUGAAAUUGGAAGCAGUGGAUAAACGUGUUCCACAAUUGAUCAGAGUGGCAACAGUCGAAGAUGUGAAAGAUCAUUUGUUAAAGAUAAAGUUUGAUGGAUGGCCCGAUAAUCACACUUAUUGGGUUGAUGAUGAUUCACCUGAUAUUCAUCCUGUAGGCUGGUGUGUAAAAACUGGUCAUCCACUGGAACCGCCACUUACACCCGAUAAUUUGAAUGAUCGACCGGAAUGUGGCACGUAUGGCUGCCGAGGUAUAGGUCAUGUAAAAGGACCUAAAUUUGCAACGCAUAAUUCAGCAUCUGGUUGUCCGUAUUCUCCCCAAAAUCUAAAUAAAAUGGGGCAGAUGCCUGAUAGACUCAAUUUGUCAAAAGGAGAUUCACAAGAAGCUUAUGAUUAUGAAGAGGAUUUACAAGAAAAAAUAAAACUAGAAAAAAGUGACAGAAUAAAAAUAGAAAAAACGGAAAAAUCUGAUAAAUUUUUGUUCUUAGAUGAAGGGUUAUUAAUGAUCGAGAAGGAGAUGAAGGAAGAUGGAGACUCGUCGGAUAAGAAUGACAAAUGUGAAAAUAGAUCGGAUAAUUCAGACAAAUAUAAUAAGUUUAAGAAUCUACAUAGCGACGGACAAACGGAUGAUGAUGAAGUUUCGAGAAAACGGAAAAAAAGGCAUGCAAAUUCAGAAGAGCCUUUGUUUUCCGUUUCUAAUGUUACAUAUGGCGAUCUACAUUGGAAUAGUGCUCAAUAUGCCUCAAACAUACCUGUUAAGCAAUUGCGUAAAGAAUUGUAUCAAUCUGUAUAUAAUCCAGGAUAUAAUCCUUUACCGAACGCACCGCAUAUAUGGGCGAAACAUAGUAAUGCCUUAAACAGAGUAGUAUCGAAGCAGACGACGAAUCCACGACGAUGGUCUAAUGAAGAAGUGAUUAAAUUUAUACAGAGCAUGCCUAAUUGCGCGGAAGCUGGAAAUAUUAUUAGACAGAACAAUAUCGAUGGAGAAGCAUUUUUAAUGUUGACUCAAGAGGAUCUGGUAUCGGUAUUACGUCUGCGACUCGGGCCAGCGAUUAAGUUGUAUAAUAGUAUAGUUUUACUACGUCAAAAAGCAUCAUGAAUUAAAUGCGGGCGAAAUAUGUCAUUGACUGGCGAGAUGACGCAGCAGCUAUUGUGACGAGAUCGCCUAUAAUUUAUUUAAAAUAUUAUCAAGGAAACAUAAUAUAUAUUUUGUCAGUAAAUUUCAGAACUAUCUUUCUAGACGAAUGAGCAAGUAAAUAUAAUAAACAAGAAUCAUUCGAAUGAACACUCACAAGUGUCUAGUUAGACAGUUUUGAAAUAUUUAUUUAAAAUCUUCCAUUUAAAUCACAAUUAGAGGAGAGGGCGGAAGGAAGACGGGGAAAAAACGAUUAUCCGUUAAGGCCCAAUCAUGAGUAUGUCCGAUCGAUUUCUAUCUAUCGGAAGUUUUUCGAAAUUUCAAAGAAUUAGAAUAUACAUUUUUUUCAACAAGAAAUAUAUUUGUUUUAGAAACUUGAAAGUAUAUAUGUUUCUACACAUUUUUUGAACUAUUUCAAAUAGAUGAAAAAGUAGUCGGACACGAGAUAGCAAUGAUUGGCGUCCAAUAAGGUACCCUUUUUCAUAUUUUAUGUUACAAAAUCAGAAAUGCUUGUAAUUUUAUAACAUUUUAAUUUGACAAUUCUAUGAAUCGAUUUUAACAAUGCGACGAAAAAUUCUGAAUUGUUCGCAUUGGUCAAGUACUUACGACCUGACAUAUAACAUAAUUUUUCACAUAGAAUGAGUGUAUUGAAUCAUGUACAAAUGUAAAUAUUGUUUUAAUUAUUAGGUAUUGUAAUAAAAAUACUUACGCAAUCUUUUCACUUAAA
This is a messenger RNA of Monomorium pharaonis (pharaoh ant), 4615 nucleotides long. It is a transcript of the gene l(3)mbt, whose product is annotated as lethal(3)malignant brain tumor-like protein 1. Gene Ontology annotation, biological process: regulation of DNA-templated transcription. The record is from RefSeq and is a predicted model, not a curated record. NCBI's taxonomy places the organism in Eukaryota, Metazoa, Arthropoda, Insecta, Hymenoptera, Formicidae. Gene Ontology annotation, molecular function: zinc ion binding; protein binding; sequence-specific DNA binding. Gene Ontology annotation, cellular component: nucleus.